AUGUCGGUGCAGUAUGACCAGAUUGGCGCCAACUAUAAUCACAUCAAGAAGCGAUCUCGCGAUAUGGCCCAAACCGCGACGAUCCUUGAAUAUCUUGGCAACCUCGAGGGACAGGAGGUACUCGACCUAGGCUGCGGCACAGGUUACUUUUCACAGAAAGCAGUCGAUCAGGGAGCACGACGAGUGGUGGGGCUAGACAUCUCCCCCGUUAUGGUCCAAGUCGCGCAACGUGAGCAUGAAGGGGACAGUCGCUUUGAGUUUUGUGUCACAGACUGCAGCAAGCCCUUGGAGGUCGGAAAGUUCGACCUUGUCCUCGCCAUGUGGUUUCUCAACUAUGCUCCUACUGCCGAGGAUCAAUUGAAGAUGUGGCAGAACAUCAUGUGUAACUUGAAGCCCGGUGGUAGAUGCAUCGGAAUCGUGCCUAAUUUCGACUGGCUCGACAGUCUGUCUGCUGCUGCUGAUGAUGAUGAUGGAGAACGUUCAACUGAUGAUAUGCAAUUCCUCGAGCAUGUUCCAGAUGGCGUGAAAUACCGUUUUUUUUCGGAUCAGGAUCAGACUGUCUCGUUUGAUGCCUACCUGCUUCGGCGGCAAGUGUACAACUCUUGUGCUCAUGAAGCGGGAUUCAUUGACCUGCAAUGGCUAAGUCUAUGCGGUGAGGGUUUGGAUUCUACACGCCAGAUUUUUCAGGCCUGGAGACCGAAAUGA
Messenger RNA from Aspergillus pseudotamarii, 705 nucleotides. Its product is annotated as class I SAM-dependent methyltransferase. Lineage: Eukaryota; Fungi; Ascomycota; Eurotiomycetes; Eurotiales; Aspergillaceae. Bases 1 to 705 code for a protein of 234 amino acids. The record is from RefSeq and is a predicted model, not a curated record. The transcript has a single exon.